CGUUCCCCUUCUCCCGAACGCAAUCCUACUCUCCUCCGCCGCACCGCCACCAGGGCGACCGAUCUCUCCGCCGCCGCCCCUUCCUCUACCACCUCCGGCAGACCAGCGCCCUCCGCCGCGCUCGCCGGCGACCCCUCCCACGCCUGUCCCGCGGGCCCUCCCCGCUGGCAGGAACCCUAGGACCACGAGAUCCGUCCCCGCCGCCGUUGACCGGAGCUCACCCCCACCAGCGGGACAAGGGAACCGCACUGGGCUCGUCUCUUCCGUAACCCCGUCGCGACCCCUCCCCGAACCCUACCUCCUCCUCCCCGACCGAAGGCCCAAGGACACCGCCGCCCGCCUCCCUCUUCCGCCGCGACUCCGUCUGCCCCGUCGUCGUCCCAAGCAGAUGAAUCAGGCUGAGAUCUCUGGUUUGGAAUACACUGGCUUGCAUGAUACUCAUGCUGGUGAAGAAACAUAUGCACCUGAAUUUCCUCCAAUGAAUCAGGAUCUAUCCCAGAAAACCGAAUUUGAUGUGGUUAUGGCAACUACAGCCAUGCACAGUGGUUCUAGCAAUUCCUAUGCUUGCUUACAUGGAUAUCAAGAUACAGAGAUGAUGUCAGGAAUUCAGGCCGGGAAGGAAGUUGUACUUGGCAGUAUGCAACACCUUGAGGAGAGAUUUUCUGAUUCUGAUGAAGAAAAUUUGUCAUCUAGCCCUGAAACUUCAUCCACCACUAAUUACGGUUACAUGGAACAAAAUUUGGAAAAUAUGUACAAUGCUUUGGGUGAAAUGGUUAAUAAAGAAGGGGCGGUUGUGCUUAAACCUGACUUUGUGAUGUGCGACAUGGCCCUGCAUCUUCAGCCUCACUUAAUUUUUUCACCAGACUGGUUCAAAAUUGAACAUUCUGAUUGUGAUUCAUAUGAAGAUGAUAAGACAAUAACUCUAUAUUGGGAUGUUUGUGACAUCAUUUCCAUUAAUAGUCAAUGGACUCAGAGUGUCAUGUCUGCCUCUGUAACUCUCCUUAUUAGACCCAGUGCAGAGGCCGAAAGUUCAGAUCCUAUUAGAGUGGAAUUUAUUCUUACAGAUCCACAGUGGCCUCGAAAACAAGAGAAGAUUUGUCAUAUGGCAUUAAGAUAUCGUGACAUCUGGAACAACACUCCAUCAGAGGAUUUUGCAUUGGAGAACCGGAGCACCGACCCAAGUUUAUUUUUCCCGAAACAAUAUUUUUCUGGCAUUGACGACUUUGAAGACGUUAUCUAUCCUAAAGGAGAUCCGGAUGCUGUUUCUAUUAGCAGCAGAGAUGUUGAUUUGCUUCUACCUGAGACAUUUGUCAAUGACACAAUAAUUGACUUUUAUAUCAAAUACUUAAGCACAAGAAUGAAGACCACAGAGAAGUGCAAGUUCCACUUCUUUAAUAGCUUCUUUUUUCGCAAGCUGGCUGAUCUUGACAAAGAUCAAGGGAGAGCUCCAGAGGGUAGAUCAGCUUUUUUACGUGUCCGCAAGUGGACCCGAAAAAUAAACAUAUUUGCGAAGGAUUUUCUAUUUAUUCCAGUGAACUUCAGCUUGCAUUGGAGCUUGAUUGUUAUUUGUUAUCCUGGAGAAGUGGAAACAUCUGAAGAAGGUGAAGCAAAAAAACAUGGUAAACUUCCAUGUAUAUUACAUAUGGAUUCUCUUAAAGGAAAUCACAGUGGACUGAAAGACAUUAUUCAAAGUUAUCUAUGGGAAGAGUGGAAGGAAAGGCACCCUGAAUCAGCAUUAGAUAUUUCAGACAAAUUCUUAAACCUGAGAUUCGUCUCCCUUGAGCUUCCUCAGCAAGAUAACUCAUUUGACUGUGGCUUGUUCUUGCUCCAUUAUGUGGAACGCUUUCUGAUGGAUUAUCCCAGUGACUUUAACCCUUUGAAGAUAUCAAUAUUCUCAACCUUUCUCAGUGAUGGUUGGUUUGAACCUGCUGAAGCUUCUAUGAAGCGUUCAUUGAUCCGGAAGUUAAUCCAGGAGCUAGUGACAGAACCUUCUAAAACUUUUCCGGAAUUUAUCUGUGGUAGCGAGGAGUUUGACGAAAGCUAUCUAGAAAGUGAAAAUGCUGAACAUGAAGCAGCUAGGGAGUUCCUUGCUCAGGGGUGCGCUGCUGGUGAAUCUGACUCUCUUUGCCAAAUUUCUGGAACAAAGCAACAAUCCACAUCCGUCUGCUUUAAUGAUUCUGGAAAUGGGCUACCUGUUUCUGGAUGCAUUUUAGAGACUGAAGGGGUUACAACAUUUUCUGUACAAGACAUGCAGGUUUGUCCACCUGACAAUGAUAUUGCCGACUACAUGCCAAGCCAGGGUGUGGAAACUGAGCCACCUCUUGCGGAUUAUGAUAAUAAUCCUUACCUGAGAUUAUGUCCCGCAGAAGGUGCUGAAGCGUUGAAGGAUGAUGGUUGUGUGGUACAAGAUCAGGACACUUGUGAGGAAUCCAUGCUGGAUUGUUCGCAUAAUAACCAGACAAUUUCCGGCCAAAUUGAAGUUACAGUGCAUGAUAUUAUGGAUUCCAAGUGUGUCUCUUUCUGUGCUAACUCUGAGGCAUUGGCCUACAAAGAAUGUAGUUUAGAAACAAACAUAAAUGAAGUUGUGGAUGAUUGCUGUGAUGGUUCCGGAGAUAUGCAUCCUGUCGUGAUGUCUAAUGCCAGAGCCAUGGAAGUUGACAUUGCACCUGAUCCAGCAAGCACCAAAGAUGAAGCUGACAAUGACAGAUGUAAUCUUCCUGAUGUCUCGGGAUCUGUUGUGGCUGGUGAUAUAGAAAUGAAUACUUCUGAGCAUUCUUUAGAAAGAAACAUUGUUGAAGUUGAGGAGGCCAAGGGUGAUAUUUCUGUGGACAUGUCUUCACUCGUGGUAUGUGAUUUGAACAAUGAUAUUGCUGAGCAGUCUUCACUCGUUGUAUGUGAUUUGAAUAACGAUGUUGCUGAGCAUUCUCCUGCAACAAUUACUGUCAAAUCCGAGGACGCGAAACAUGAAGAUACUUCUGUGGAUCUCGAGGUAGAAGAAGAUAUCGAAGUUGGCAUGGAGGAAACUUGCGAAGCUGCGGUUAAAAUCAAUGAUGGUGAGCAGCAUUCCAAAGAGGGAAACAUUGACAGCAGUGCUAUCAGCGACAGCUCUAUUCCCCAUGAGUCGAAAGAGGGAGAGACUAGCGCCAUUGUGGCUGGUGACAGUAAAGAUGGGAGCGAUGAAGCUCAUGCCGACAGUGUGGAUGCACACGGUAACUUAGGACCAGCAGCAGGCGAGGCAGUUAAGCAUAUCGAUAAUGAGAUGCCUGACAUAGAUAAUGUCUCCUGCGCGAAGAAUGAAAGAGUUUCCGAGGACAAACCCUGCGGUGCUAAAAGGCCUCUUCCGGAUAGCAUCUCCAAAGAUCAGAAGAUGGAAGUUCCUGAGCUGCCAGACUUGGAUAGCACCUCCUGUGUGAAGAAUGAAGCGAUCAGCAAGGAGAAACCAAAUGAAGCAGUCGGCGAGGAGAAACCAAAUGUAGCAGUCGACGAGGACAAAUCCUGGGAAGCUAAAAGGCCUCUUCCCUCAAGCACCUCUGAAGACCAGACCAUGGAGGUUUCGGAGGGCAUGUGCUCAGAGAAAGACGUCGAGUCCACCGCAGAGAAGCAAGAGCAUCGCCAGAAGCGUCGCAAGGUCCUCCCGCCGACGACGUCGGCAACAGAAAGGCGACAAACGAGGAGCUCCUCGAUGCCACGGAAUGUGGAUUAGAAAAAAUCAGGCCGGUGUAGCAACCCGCUAGUUGUCCUUCCUUUGCACAAUUGUUACUUGUCUGAAACAGGUGACAUGCUCUCUCUUAUGGAUUCGACAGACCUCUUGUAUGAUAUAGUUAGCUGCCUGACUGACCGAGCCUGUUUGCUACCUUUUGGGGUUCGCCUGAAUUUAGGUGUUAAUAUUGCCGCCCAACGUUGUUGCAUGUUAUUAUUAUUACACUACUCAGUUUAGCAAGAUGAAAUGGUUGUAUGCCUA
Molecule: messenger RNA, 3961 nt
Organism: Hordeum vulgare subsp. vulgare (domesticated barley)
Lineage: Eukaryota; Viridiplantae; Streptophyta; Magnoliopsida; Poales; Poaceae
Exons: 16
Coding region: 389-3703 (1104 amino acids)
Biological process (GO): proteolysis
Molecular function (GO): cysteine-type peptidase activity
Source: RefSeq, a predicted model, not a curated record